Molecule: messenger RNA, 2403 nt
Organism: Vombatus ursinus (common wombat)
Lineage: Eukaryota; Metazoa; Chordata; Mammalia; Diprotodontia; Vombatidae
Gene: TMEM129
Product: transmembrane protein 129
Exons: 4
Coding region: 74-1162 (362 amino acids)
Biological process (GO): protein ubiquitination
Cellular component (GO): endoplasmic reticulum; membrane
Molecular function (GO): ubiquitin protein ligase activity
Source: RefSeq, a predicted model, not a curated record
CAAGUCGUACCCUCGGCACCCUGCCGGGCUGGGCUGCCUCACUGGGCGGCCUGACGGCGCCCGGCGGGCCAGCAUGGACAGCCCUGAGGUGACCUUCACCCUGGCGUACAUCGUCUUCUCCGUCUGCUUCGUCUUCACGCCCAACGAGUUCCACUCGGCGGGGCUGACCGUGCAGAACCUGCUGUCCGGCUGGCUGGGCAUCGAGGACGUGGCCUUCGUCCAGUACCACCUGCGCAGGACCACAGUCACCAUGUUGGUCCACUCGCUGCUGCCGCUGGGGUACUACCUCGGCAUGUGCUUCGCGGCAGCCGAAAAGCGACUGUAUUAUUUCAACCAGGCCCCCGAAGGCUGGAAGCUGUUCCUUCUACUUUCAGUCUCCUUCCCCACCGUCACCUGCACCAUUGCUUACUACUGGUCCCGGAACAGAUGGGACCGCCACCCGCUAGCCCGGACUCUGGCGCUCCACGCCCUCCCGCAGUCAGGGUGGCGAGCAGUGGCCUCCUCCAUCAACACAGAGUUCCGCCGCAUUGACAAGUUUGCCACAGGGGCUCUGGGCGCCCGGGUGAUUGUGACCGACACCUGGGUGAUGAAGGUGACCACCUAUCACAUCCAUGUGGCGCAGCAGCAGGACGUCCACCUGACGGUGACAGAGUCGCGCCAGCAUGAGCUCUCGCCAGACUCCAAUCUGCCUGUCCAGUUUCUCACCAUCCGAGUGGCCAGCAUCAAUCCCCUCGUCAAAGCCUUUGACAUUCGGUUGAAUUCUACAGAGUAUGGCGAACUUCGUGAGAAGCUCCGUGCCCCCAUUCGCAAUGCCGCCAACGUUGUGAUCCACCAGAGCCUCGGUGACUUGUUCCUGGAAACAUUUACGUCCUUGGUAGAAAUCAACCCACCUUAUUCCAUUCCCAGCAACCAGGAGCUGGAGCCCUGCAUUGGCUGCAUGCAGAUAAGUGCCAACAUUAAGCUGGUGAAGAACUGUCAGGAGUCGGACGAGGGCGAGUGCCAGCAGUGUUACUGCCGCCCCAUGUGGUGUCUGACCUGCAUGGGGAAGUGGUUCGCCAGCCGUCAGGACCAGCAGCACCCUGAGACCUGGCUCUCCAGCCAAGUGCCUUGCCCCACCUGCAGGGCCAAAUUCUGCAUCCUGGACGUUUGCAUCAUCCGCUGACCGUCCUCGAGCAGGAAUGUGCUCCUGGGGUCAGCACCGGUUGGGGAGUUGUUCGUGGGAUCUUUGUGCCCGACGCCAAGGCCCAUCUCAGUAUCGCCAUCCCCUUUCUGUUUGGGAACCUUGGCAGGCCUCUCUCCUCUAAACUCCUCAGGCCUGUCGUUUCCCUCCAAACACCAGCCCUUCUCAGGGGGCUAUUUGUUUCACCUUGUUCCCAGAUAAGCGGAGGGAGGAAAGGCCGGGCAAGGCUCUAACUUCCAGACUUUGGAAGGAAGAGGUGAUGCCUCCACCCCACCCCGCCUUCUUUCUGUCUCCACACUUCAUACAUAGUGAAGGAUUCCAGGGCAAUAGCCCAUCAUCCUCUGUGUGACUAGACUAGCAAAGGGCUAUUUUUUUUUAAGUAACAAGUCAGACACUGUCCCUGACAGGAACUGAGCUUUCUUUUACUGAAGCUGUUUUUAAAAGUUCAUUCUUUAUGAUUUUUGCACAAGUACAUGUAGUUCUCCAGGACUUCCUCCUGCACAUUUUGGACCUGUACCUGCCCACACACACGAUAGGAUAGGCAUGACUUCUAGGCCUGUGCUUAUCAAAUUGGUAUCAUUUCAGUGGGAAGUUUAAUCCUAGUUUCUGUUUUAUUUGACCUCUCUGUCCCACCCCACCCCUGCACCUCCCUUCCUCUUGCCUCUCUCUCCCUAUCUCUCCCACCCAUGUGUUUUGUGCUAGAUAAUCCACUGUAGGUAAAAGGAAAGAGGGCUAAGUCCUUCCAUAACAAAAUACAGUUUCUGCAGCUUCAGUAACCAUAAUUUUAAAUGCAACCAUUUCUUCCACACCACCUCCAAACUACAGCCCUAAAGCCCAGUGCUUUGGGCUGACCACAGUGUUUAGUAGCUUCUCAGCACAAUUGUUAGGGACAAGAGCAAGCACUGUAAUUACCUAUAAUACAAAAGUCUAUAUACCAUAAAGGUAUUUAAUUUUUUUUAAGGUAUUUUAAAGGACAAGACUAGAAUCAUCUAAGUAAGAUUAAAAAAAAAGCCUACAACUUUGGGACAAAAGCAAUCGAUUUCAUCAUCUAAAUACAAAGAAAGCUCUUCCGUUCUUUGCAGGGGAUGCAGUAUUUCUAGCCAUGUUGCAUCCAUUUGAUUGUUAGGCCUGUUUCCUAGCGUUUACCGUUUUGGGCAAUUGAAAGAGGAUCCCCGAGUAUAAAAGGUAUGAACCCUCUCAUUCCAAUAAAGAGUAGGAAUCAU